AUGGCAAUUACCACACAGAGUGGUAAAGUAUUACCAGGACCUUCUAUGGGCAAAGCUCUGGUUGAUGGAUUAGAAAAAGGUAAACACAAGGAAAAGGAAGCAGUGGUGACUUCUAUACCAAAACCACCACCUCUUUUUCCUCAUAGAUUAAAGAAGAAGGCCAAUGAUACAAAGUUCAGAAAAUUUAUGGCCAUGCUUAAGAAAUUGAUGAUCAAUUUACCAUUGGUGAAGGCAUUGGAACAAAUGCCCGAGUGUUCAAAGUUUAUGAAAGACCUUGUCAUGAAGAAGCAUACAGUUAUCUAUGAGCCGAUGAACAAUCUCCAUUAUUAUAGUGCUAUCUCCACACAGUUUUUGGUGCAGAAGAAGGUAGACCCAAGAGCAUUUACCAUCCCUUACACUAUUGGGUCUAUUGAUUUUGCAAAAGCUCUUUGUGAUUUGGGAGCUAGUAUAAACUUAAUGCUGCUUGCUAUGUAUAAGAAAUUGGGUUUGGGGGAUCCUAUUCCCACAAACAUAAGGAUAGUUAUGAAAGAAAGGUCUGUGAAGCAAUCUAUAGGGAUUCUGCAUGAUGUACUUGUAAAGGUUGCUGAUUUUAUAUUUCUUGCCGACUUUGCCAUUCUUAGCAACUGGGAGAGUAUUAGUUGGCCUGGAGUUGAAUGA
Molecule: messenger RNA, 657 nt
Organism: Capsicum annuum
Lineage: Eukaryota; Viridiplantae; Streptophyta; Magnoliopsida; Solanales; Solanaceae
Exons: 3
Coding region: 1-657 (218 amino acids)
Source: RefSeq, a predicted model, not a curated record